UUAUUUUUAGGACUGAAAGUUAUAUUGUGGGCAAAACUUUGAAAUUAUAAUGGCAACAUUAGACGUCUGAAUUGGUACAAUGGCGGCUAUGUCCCCGUCGGAGCGACGAUUACAGAAAGAACUGAUGUCGUUAAUGAAAGAACCUCCACCGGGAGUCACUGUAGACGGAGAUCAGGCCAGCCAAAAUCUGACACUGUGGACAGUACACAUGGAAGGGGUGCCCGGCACGUUGUACGAGGGGGAAAAGUUCGUUUUGCAAUUUAAAUUCACAAAUAAGUAUCCCUUCGACUCACCAGAGGUGACGUUCAUAGGUAAUAACAUCCCAGUACAUCCACAUGUAUACUCGAACGGUCACAUCUGUCUGUCUAUACUGACGGACGACUGGUCGCCCGCGCUCUCCGUACAGUCGGUCUGCCUCUCCAUAGUCUCUAUGCUAAGUAGCUGUAAAGAAAAGAAACGACCACCGGACAAUUCAUUUUACGUAAAAACAUGCAAUAAAAAUCCUAAGAAAACAAAAUGGUGGUAUCAUGAUGACUCCGUUUAACAAAUAGCAGUGGUAUCGACAAUGGACGAUAAAUCUAAUUUGUGAUAAGUGUUAUAUCGAUAUAGACACAGUAUGUUAACAUGUAUAUACGAAGUGGUGUGCGAUGCGCUGGUGCGAAAUUGUGUUGAACAAGUGAUGUGCUACUGGCCUAGUGCUGCCCUCUGUUGCGUUCAUUAUCUUUUUUUUAAAUUGUGUAUUAUUUUUUACUCUAUGUCACCGGCUUCUUGGACACACUUGGAUUUUUUUUUGGCACAGUGGCGGAUCCAGGCGGGGGAUUAAGAGGCUCUAGUCUAACCAAGCACCUAAGCUUAAAACACAACUAAAAAGCUAGCUUACAGUAGGUAAGGGUAUAUGUCAAUUAUAUAAUAUUAAGACGCCUCGCACUUUCGCGUAGUUCCCGAUUCCCUGGGAAUACGGAUAAAAUAUAGACAACAUUCAUACAUUUUGCAUUAUAGUUUAGGAAGCGGAAGACAACCUAGCACUAAAUAGUCAGUGAAAGACAUCUUGCGUUAAUUCAUAGAUAAAAGCACGAUGUACGAGUGAGUUGAGUUGACAAGUAAAAAUAAUUUGGAUUUAUAAAAAUUAUAUACAAAAUGCUUUCCUAAACCCUCAUAGGAGUUGAGCCCCCCGAAAGUCAAUCCUGGAUCCGCCACUGUGUGGACUUUUGCUAUAGGGACUUUCAAGGGCAUGUACAUUAAUUUAAGAAAUUUUAAGUUUUUUUGUAUGUCUGUCAGUUGCAAUUCUACCAAUGGUUAGGAAACUGUUUUUGUUGGCAAGGCGCUCUAACAUGUGUUUUUUAUACCAAAAAUGAAAUUUUAUCAAUUUUCAAUAAUUUACAUUCUUCCUGUGUUGCCAAAUGAAAACAGCGCCAAUUUCUUCUUUACCGCCAAUUUACGGGAGUUUGCGUAAAAUUCUAUUUUUUACCAACCUUGCGGUAACAAUCAUGGCUUUAUUUUCUUUCCAAAUUUCAGCAGUUAGUUAACAGUUAGGUUUCGUAGUUAAAGCGUAAAGGAGUUGCAAAUACACACACACACACUAACUUUUACCAUUAUAAUAUUACAGAAUGUCACUGGAAAAGUCAUUAAUUUUCCUUGUCAUUAGAAGAUUUAUAAAAUGAAUUUGGCCAAAUGCUUCUAUUAUAUCGGUGUAUUUAAUUAAAUUAAAUGUUUUGAUAUAUUAAACACAAAUAGAUUAUCACUAGUUUAAUAGAAAACAUGUUGUAAAUUAAGUACAUGUAAGAGCAAAGAAAAAUGAAACUUAUUUUUUAAUUAAAGGGCAAAAGCUUUGUAUUACAUGAAUUCUUGGAUAAGGUAAUCUACAAAAAGAAAAUGUGUGCAAUAUUAGAAAAAUAAAUCAUGAUAUGUAUUGUACAAGCUCUUGAAGUGUCUUUUUCAAAUGUUUUCAGCAUUUGCUAUAAGAGUGCUUACAGACUGAUGAAUUGGUCGCACGGUUGUACAAGAUAAAAGUCCACAUAGUUUGUUUAAAUUAAUUAUUUAUAAAGCUGUUGUAGAGGUUUUUUAAUGUUUUAUAUGGUGCCGACGUAUCGCGCGGUUAAUUUUGUCAGUCUUUGCACACACGGACAUAUUUGAAAUUUUAUUUGUGUACUUUAAAAAGACCCUAGUAAAUUAUUUUUUUAAGUUUACUGUAUUAUUUUGAUGCUAUGUAUUAAUAAAAAAAAUGUUCAUAUGAA
This is a messenger RNA of Bicyclus anynana (squinting bush brown), 2234 nucleotides long. Its product is annotated as ubiquitin-conjugating enzyme E2 W. Lineage: Eukaryota; Metazoa; Arthropoda; Insecta; Lepidoptera; Nymphalidae. The transcript has 6 exons. The record is from RefSeq and is a predicted model, not a curated record. The coding region runs from base 80 to 544 and encodes 154 amino acids.